UUCAUUGAAGCCUGCAAAUAAAAUUCAUCCUCUUCAACUUCAUGCACCCAGAUCUCAUUUCCCAGAUGUGGACCCAAAAAUCUCCCAACUCCAAACCCUAGCUCAAUCCACCAGCAUUUGCACUUCCAAUCGCCACCGAAAUUCAGGAGUAGUGUAGUGUUUUGGUAACAAUAUGCAGCACAUUCCGAACACGAUUGAGGACCAGUUGAUAUUGAAAGCAAUCAAGGAAGAAUGUCCUUGGGAGAGUCUUCCGAAACGGCUUCAAGCCGUUCUGAAUUCCAAGGAAGAAUGGCACAGAAGGAUAAUCGAACACUGUAUAAAGAAAAGAAUCCAAUGGAACACCUGUUUUGCUCGCAAAGUAAUCAAAGAAGGUGAAUAUUAUGAAGAGAUGAUGCGUUAUUUGAGAAAGAAUUUAGCGCUGUUUCCUUAUCACCUUGCGGAGUAUGUUUGCCGUGUAAUGAGGGUAUCACCUUUCAGAUAUUACUGCGAUAUGAUUUUUGAAGUCAUGAAAAAUG
Messenger RNA from Camellia sinensis, 515 nucleotides. The record is from RefSeq and is a predicted model, not a curated record. Lineage: Eukaryota; Viridiplantae; Streptophyta; Magnoliopsida; Ericales; Theaceae.